Molecule: messenger RNA, 4532 nt
Organism: Xyrichtys novacula (pearly razorfish)
Lineage: Eukaryota; Metazoa; Chordata; Actinopteri; Labriformes; Labridae
Source: the annotation of a GenBank genome assembly
AUGUCUCACACACAGAACAACAUAAAGUCCUUCACGGAGCACAAGAAUUCACCCACUGAAACCUCUGUGGUCAAAGGAGAUCCACUCAGACCCACCCUGGUAAGUGUACCUUUCAUUGAAAUAAAGUUUUGACUUUCUGCUUGAAAGUGACAGUGGGCACAUUAGAGGACUGUAUGGAAAUGUGACUACCUUAAAUUUAACCCUUCCUAAAAAAAAAAAAAAAAGCAGUUGUUAUAAGAGUUCAUAUUCAGCGCUGUGAUUUACAAGUAAGUACAAAGAUUGAUUUCAGAUAAAACAAACUCUUAACCUAUUAAGUUGGCAUGCCUGUGUGCGGUUACAGAUUAAACAGAUACUCAUCUAAUUAAGAUUGUAUUCAGACAGUCAUGUCAAAAUAAACAUAUGAGAAGGUCACUGGGGCUGCAUGAGUUCCAAGUAUAACUUUGAAUGAGUCGACAUAAGUGACUUACAAACCGGCCUUUUUUAGUCCUCGAGUGAGUGUAAAAUUUUUUUUUCGAUUUAUACAUUUUUUUAUUUUUCCAACAUUCUCAUACAUGACAGGACAUCAAAUAUUACAUCAUCCAUACACACAAAGAUAACAAUAAUAAAAAUAAAUAAAUUAAAAAGAUAAAAAUAAAGAAAUAAUGCUGGGACAGUAAAACAAGAUAACAUACAGUAAUAUAAAAAUAUUACAUUCAUUCCAUCAAAUUUAUAGUCUUAAGAUAACUGUCCCACUUUAAAGAGUACAUUUCCAUUUUGUCAUUUGUUCAUGUGCUGCUACUUUGUCCAGUUCGCUCAUCCACAGUUCAGCGUAAUUUCAAAGCUCAUAAGCAAAGUUCAGCUCAAAGCAAGAGUGCAUCAGUUGGUGAAUAUCUCACAUGACACACUUCUAUUUUAUACUUAUCUACGAGUCGAUACAGUUCCUCAUCACUGCAUCCUGCAGAAAAAAAAAAGUGUUUAACAAAGAAAAUUAGUUUUAAAAGGAUGUCUGUAUUCAUUUGCUUCCCCAACAAAUGCAGACUUUGCCAAGAGCCAUAGCAGGGUAAGGGUGCUCCUGAGAAAUGCAGUCCACAUCCUGGAAAAACACCACCAGUUUUAUUCAAAGGUGUUGCCAGAAGCAACCCAACGUUAAAAUCCUCUAGAGUGCUUUUAAGUGCAUUUCAAAAGGAACCCAGUGAUGCAUUUGUUAUUAAAAGGAGGGGCUUUUUACCGAGAGAAAUUUUCCACUCACAGUCAAUCGCUGUUUAAACGGCACAAGACAGAAAAGCAGCUCUCGCUCUCAUCCGCUAGUUUUUCUCCUUGUUUUCUCAGAUCUUAAACUUGACCUUGACCCAUGUUUGUCUCUUCAUCUAAAUCUCAUUGACAGUCACAACAGCUCUGUUUACAUGGAGGCUCUUCCCCUGAUUAGUCUUUGUUUUUCUUACCCAUGAAGGCUGACGUCAGAGCCCGGGAUAGGACUUCCUCCCGGGGGACGACUACAGGAGGACGAGCUGUGAGAAGUAAACUUCAUUUAAAACCCACGAGAUAGUUACUGUGUUUUCUUUGUCACAUGUGUUAUAUAACAUAUAGAGCUGGACUGAAAACAAUACUCAUCUCAGCAUAAAUUGGACCUCAAGGGAUACCGUGGUGUACAAUGUGAUGUUAUUGUCAGCCAAAGAAGACUAAGCAGUUAUUGAAAAAUAUCAACAGGCUUGCAACCAAUAACAAAGUGUUAUAAACUCUUUGUAAGAGUUUUAUAGAGGAAAUGGUAAAAAAAAAAGAAAAGACCCAGUGUGCAAAAAUGAUUGCAAAAAUAGAUGUAUAUAGGUCAGCAGCAGCAGCUCACUCUGUAUCCCUUUCUUGUAAAUCAAACCCUCAAACUGUAGGGAAAAAAAGAGCUGUGGAGCACAGAUCCAGACCUGCAUAUAGGCCAAAACUUUUUAUCUUUUCACAAACAGGUUUGAGUGACAUUCAGCAAAGCUCAAAUAAUCCUACAGCAGAACAGUUUUGUUUUCAUUUGUCCAAGGAGAGCCAAAAGAGCUCCAGAUCAACAUCGAAAGUUACAUUCUAACUGCUUUGCACUGCAAACUGGGUUGGAUCCCGAAAAAGAGAUUUAUGGUAAGCAGAUCAGCAGAGCAUGUGUUUACUUUCCCUCAGGUGAUGUCUCUGGGUGAGUAGUAGAUGAGUCAGUGAAAAAACAGCAGAAGAUACUUUUCUCUUAAAAUACUGUGAGCGCACACAAGGUGAGAUCAGCAAAAAGGAGGAGAGCAGAAAAUGAAGUUAUAAAAAAGUUGGAUUUUGUUUUUAGCCCUAACAUUGUUUCUCCUAAUGACCCGGUAGAUCAGACAUUUUCUCAUUCACUUCUGAUGACCAAUGAUCAGUUUAAUCUUGUAUUUCAAUCACAGUUUUUUUAAUGUCAUCCUGUUCUUAUUUGAUCUGCUCUUGUAUUUGUGUGUUUUUAUAUUUUUUAGGUAUAUGAGUGUGUUGUUUAACUGUAUGUCUCCAUUUUUUUUUACCUGGCUACAGCACAAGUUCCCCCCUUUUGGUUUCAGAUGCAUUGCCUAACAACAUGCCACAAUAAUAGAAAAAAAGUAUUUAAGGAGAAGUUGCAUCUUCCAUGGAGACAGACGGAUUUAUCAGUAAGCCUGUUUUAGGGACUUUUCCCAAUGGUAACGAGAAUCCACCAUGACAAAUCGUUCUGGUUUGAAAAUUGAUUUAUUUCACAAUUUACGAGAAAAGCUCCACCAGGAAGUUAUUGUUGUUUAUAGUUAGUAUGUAAGCACUCAGAGUGUUAAACAUAGCAUUUCUCUAAAGAAGACUGGUCUAAUAGGUCAUGUGAUCUAAAUUUAAUGAAAGGAGUUCACUGACCUCUUUGGCUCUCUUUGAAAACAUUCAACUUUCUGCUCUUUAUAAGACCUCUGCAGUAUCUCUGUGUCUCCCUGUUACAAAAAUAUCAGACAGUCAAUUAUAAACUAAAAGGAGUCUGUCUUUCCCACUUACAAGGUGGUUAAAAUUUUAUUUCCUCGUUCUUCUCUUAGCUCUUGUUGACUGCAGGCAGGGCGGCUUCACAUCGAUCCCUUAUGUCUAAACCAACCACAGCCUUCACCUCUCCCUGUAGGGAGUCACACCUCCCCAUGGCGGAUCACAUCACUCCAAACAAGGAGCCUCUCAUGGUGGGCCAACAACAAGUCCUGGACCGGCCGAGUCAAAUUACGCCCACAAUAACAUUUACAUUCGAGACAUCUUGCUGACACUGAAUCCAGAGUGUUUGGCAAAGUGUGUAGGAACAAGGUAAGCUGCGUUUCCUACAGUAAAUCAGCACCACAGGAAAGCAGAUGCAGGGAGGUCAAAGGUCAAAAAGAGAUAAAGGAGUGGCCGUGCAAAACUGAGCGAGAACAAGGGGCUGAGGGGAGACAUUCAACACAUCAAAUGAAGCAAUUUCAUGGAGGUUGAAGAGAAGCGAUCAAAAUAGCCAAAGAAAAAAAGAAAAAUUACCACGCUACCCCCUUGUUAUUGCGAUAUUUUCAUGUUGGGUAUAUCAUUGACACAAAAACAUUUCAUUAAAAACAUGAUUUUAUAUUAAAAAGACCAAAGUGCAAGUGAACUGUAUUGGACAGAAACAGUCGCACAUGUAUAGCACUUUUGGAGAAUUUUCUUCGUACUUCUCUCUGUCUGAGAGGGAAAAGAAAGAGCCAACAACCUUCCUGUAAGAUCCACAUACAGCUCUAGACACGCAGCAGAUUAACCCUCAUAAAAAGCAGAAAUAUUAUCACAGUGGUUCCUGCCUACAUGGUCAGUAAAUGUUUGCUGAUAAACACAGAGAGCUGAUAAGUUUUAAUGUGAUAUAUUUUUCUGCAAACAUGCAUGAGGAGUUGAGUACGUGAAGGUUUUAAGGAGUGUUCAGGCAGGAAGAUGAUUAUCUGCAGUACUUUAUUAUCACAAGCCUCCCCAGCAUCCAGGAAUUCUCUUUGAAGGAAAACAUUUAGUGUUCAGGAUUUUCUCCUUUGUAAGGUGAGCAGAAAACAAACAGUUUUGCAAUAAUUAUUCUGUUUAUUCACCAAUACGAGAUCAUUCUGCGGUGUAAAUGAAGGGUGUGAACUGUGUAAAUAACCACAAAAUAAUCUUCUUUCGGUUUAAUACAAGGCUUGUGCUGUCAGUCUUUAUUUGAUAGAGACUCUAAGUACGGGGGGGAUAAAAUUAAGAAAACCUUGUGGUGGCUGGAAAUAAAUCCUACAUCCAACACGACCAGAGGUGGAGGGGUGACCAGAGGUGGAACUGCCCCUCUUUGUAAUCAGACCACAUGUGCCUCCUCAAAAUCCUGAGCUGUGGUCUUGUCUGUCUUUAUCCUCUGAGUCCUUAAGAAUUAAGCUAAGGAGAUUUACCUCUGUGUUUUGCCAUUACAUAGUCCUCAGUUUAAGAUCAGAACAAACAUGAAAGUAGGAACGAUACUUUAGUAAUAUAUAUUAAGAUAGUGAAGAUAGAGCAGUUUAAUGCUAUUUAUAUGUGUGUCUGUGUGUAGACCCCCAUCCACCCGUGCCAAAGUCUACACCCAUUGA